CGCGGCACCUGCCACCUGUUUACAGCUAGCGAGCGCCAGAUGCUGCUGCCGCUAGCUGCUUGCUGCUCGCCGCGAAUCUGCACGCCAGCCGAGACCGCGCCUCACUCGUGUCGGUGGUGACGUAAGAUGAGGGGCCCGCGCCUGCAGCGCAGCUACAGCGGCGACGUGGCCCCGGCGUCCACGGCGCCUACCUGCUCCAGCGGAUGGGCCGUCGCCGCGGGAGCCUUCGUGAUACAGCUGACGGUGAACCUGUCGGUGGCGUCGUACGGCGUGCUGGCGCUCCACCUGAUACUGGACGGGCGGGCCGCGCCGUGGCAAGCCACCGCCACGCCGCUGCUCUACGUCUUCUCCAGCACCUUCACCGAAGCAUGGUGCCGCACGUUGAGACCGCGGCGGUGGCUGGCAGCGGCGGGCGUGGCGGCGGUGGCUUUGGGAACUAUCAUCGCGUACCUGCCCUGUGGAGACCUCUUCGGCAUCGGGAUCUUCGCAGGCGCGGGCGUGGCGGUGGCGAGCUGCCAGGGCGCGGCGGCGCUGCAGUCGCACGUGGGCGGCCCGUCGCAGCUGUCGUCGGCGGCGCUCUCGGCGGCGCGCGCGCUCGGCCAGUUCUCGGGGCCGCUGCUGCUGCACGCGCUGCUGCGGCGCCUGGGCCACGCGGGCGCGCAGCUGCUGCUCGCCGGCGUCUCGCUGCACGCGCUCGUGGGCGCCGCGCUGCUGCGCAGGCGUGGCCGGGCCGCCGCCAGGGGCCGCGCCUACACGCUCUUCGGCGACGUCGAGCUCGGCGACCUCUCGCCCUCGCCGGUCACCGCGUGGAACGGGGACUACUUCUGCGGCACCGGAGGCAGCAGCCCCCUGCUGGGCGUUCGCGGCUGGCGCAACCCGGCCACUGCGGUCACCCACGAAGACCUGGACGGCCGGCUGUCGCUGUCGCUGCCGCUGCCGCUGGCCCUGGGAGGGCCGGACGGCCCUUUGGGACUGCCCUUGGGCGUGUCGCUGCCCAGGAGCCCCGUGCAGAACCAGCGCAAGCUGCUGCCGCUGGGCGGCGUCGACAUCAUGCCGCGCAUUCCCGAGGAGAGCGACGAGGACGGCGAGGCAGGCGAUGACGACGCGGAGAAUGAGCCGGCCAUCCAGCGCUGGACCACUCUGGAGGCCGUCAACCACGUCGCACCUGUCGACAGGGCCGAGGAGCCUCGGGCGAGCGCGCUGUCGUGUCCUCGCAUGCGCUGGCCGGCGCUGCCGCUGCACCUGCAGCGUCUGAGGCGGCGGCUGUGCUGCUGCCUGGACCUCGACGUGCGCUUCCGCUGCUACUGGUGGUGCGGCGGGCUCGCCUCGGCCUUCACCAGGCGGCUGACGUACGCGGCGGCGGCGCAGCAGGCGUGCUGCCGGCUGAGCGGCCCGCUGGUGUGCGCGCUGACGCCGCUGCUGGCGCGGGAGGCGGUGGCCGGCUACUCGACGCAGGAGGCGGCGUUCGCAGCCGCCGUGCCCGCCUUCGGCCGCCUCUGCGCGCUCGUCGCGGCCCCCUGCUGCGCGCGCCUCGCGCCGCCCACCGCCGCCUACCUGGCCGGCGUCUCGGGGCUGCUCACCGCCGCAGGACUCUACGUGCUGCUGGGAGCUGCUACACAUGAUGCAUUGCUGCUAGGGGCAGCAAUUGUUGGACUGGGUGAAGGAGGUCACUUAGCAUGUGGAGCAAGCUUUCUUGAUGAUGCAGACACUUCACUCCUGCAGCCUGCUGUGGAUCUUCUUGUGGGAACCUUCUCAUUGUUGCUUAUCCCACUUCUAGGUCAUUUGUCUUCUCUUUCAUCAGGAAUAUCCCUCUGUCUUGUUGUGGUUACUCUCAUACAAGUUGCUUCUAGUCUAGUGUGGCUGCUAAGGCCACUGGUACAAUCAAUAACAUCACAUUUCCAACAAGAACAUCCUGGGACCACAGAAUGGCGACAGUGUGCAGAUUUGCUCACCUUGAGUUAGCAAUGUUAUGUGAAUAGACAAGUGAAUGUUAUCAGAUGGAGAAAAUAGUGGUGUGCACGAGUGUUAGUUAUUAACUAACAACAAUAGAGUGAAGGGCAAGGACUGUAAAUGACAGAAGAAGCUAAAUGACUUUUGUGAUGUGUACUUUGACAUUUAUGUUGUGUCUAGGUGAAAAGACUCAUUUUCCUCUGGUUUACAGACAACAGACACACAACAGUGCUUCACAGUCUUUCACCAAAAUUAUUUUACAGCAUUUAGUUUCAAAUUUUAAUAGGCAUGGCAUACCAUCUGUAAUGUGGCAUUAUAUUACAGUAGAAAAAAUGCCAUGAAUAAUUCUGAACUCUUAGAACUUCUAUGUGCAGUAUUUCACUACGCCCUUGACACAUGAUAUGAAAUUCAGUACAUAAUUCAUCAUAGUUUAUCAUUUAUGAACAGGCAGUAUUCAUUUCAGUAACAAUCCUCAAAGAUUUUUGGGUUCUGGCAGCUCUAAUAGAUGAGGAGCAAUACAUUUAAGAAACAUUUUAAAAAACAAACAAUAAAAUGUUGUUUGACACAUGUGUGCAGUGCCUUUCAGAGGAUUGUGGCAAAACUGUUUUCAGUCUUUUCUACAUUAUACAAAAUUACUUAAAAAUCUUCAAAUUUAAUUUUAAAUAUUCAACAGCAGAAUGACAAAUAUGAGCAACAGACAUAUGAUAAAUAAUAUCCAUAGCAAAUUACUUAAGUGUGGUACUGAAGCCAUUCACAGAUUAGGCUUCACAUAGAAAUGCUCAUUGAAAUGCAUAUAUUGUUUUUCAUUUUUCAUUCAUCCAUUCCAUUUCAGUGUCAUAAAUUUAAUAUUAAUAUGUGCUGCCACACAUUAUUAUUAAUUUGAGAAAGAUGUGUGAUCUACUGAUCUGCACUGAAAAUAAUGAAUUAGGAUGAUGUCAAAAAAUUGCUCAAGUUACUUGUGAUGAAGAAUCAAAAUUGUGAAAAUGUUUACAUGGUUUUUAUAAGAAUUGUUAUUAAAUAAUGUUUUUAUUUA
Messenger RNA from Schistocerca gregaria, 2983 nucleotides. RefSeq lists its product as uncharacterized. Gene Ontology annotation, molecular function: monocarboxylic acid transmembrane transporter activity. The record is from RefSeq and is a predicted model, not a curated record. Bases 127 to 1962 code for a protein of 611 amino acids. NCBI's taxonomy places the organism in Eukaryota, Metazoa, Arthropoda, Insecta, Orthoptera, Acrididae. Gene Ontology annotation, biological process: monocarboxylic acid transport. The transcript is spliced from 10 exons.